Molecule: messenger RNA, 1299 nt
Organism: Diversispora eburnea
Lineage: Eukaryota; Fungi; Glomeromycota; Glomeromycetes; Diversisporales; Diversisporaceae
Source: the annotation of a GenBank genome assembly
AUGGAUCCAUCUGAAGAAGCAUCAAAUGCAAUGAAACAACUCGUGGACGAUGCAUCCCAAAUGAAGUUUAUACCUGGGUGUGCACUAAAAAUUUACUUCCGUUCUGCGAAUUCCCUGUUGCAACAGGCAAAUCGCUACAAAGAAGAAAGUGAUUUGGUGAACGCGUACAAAUUCUAUAUGAGAUAUGCCACGCUUGCACUCGAAAAACUACCAACUCAUCCAGAUUACAAGAAAGUUGAACACAAAAACGCAAAAAAUGAACUCUUUAAGAACACUAAGGUCGUUCUUAAUGAAAUGUCAGAGUUGAAACCUAUAUUGAACGACCAUUUUCAAAAAAUUGCCGAGGCAGCACUCGCUGAAACGGCAGCUCAGAAUCGUAUGAAUUCUCAGGUUAAUCAAGCGUCAUCUCCCAAGCCUCCUACGCCUACACAAAAAACCGAGUGGAAUCUUGCUGAACAGUUAAAAGGCUUGCCUUUUCAUCAUCAGACUUCCUCGGGAGCAAUUGUUAUCGAAGAACCACCGCCAAUUACGCAGGUACAAUAUCCCGGUAUUUCAAUGCGAAAUCAGAGCGAUGGAUAUAUAUAUUCAGUUCGAGAGGCACCAUCAAUAACAUCGAUGUCUCCUCCAGCUAUACCUCCGAAAAUAAAGUUUGAACCGCCGCAACUACCACCCAAACCAAGCGAAUACAAUCAUAUUUUGAAUACUCAAUACAAUAAAGAAGUUGAGCCUCCACCAGACUUCGCAGCUUACACUGAAGGUGGUGAAGGUUUGCGAAAAGUGUGCCUUCCAAAUAACAUAAAUGAAACGUUUGUCGGAAUAGCAUCAGGUAAUACUUCCAAGAAUUUAGAAACUUGCGGAAUAUUAUUUGGAACUUUGACGCGUAAUGUUUUUUACGUUACGACUCUCAUCAUUCCAAAACAAACCGCAACUUCUGAUACAUGUACAAUGACUAACGAAGAAGAACUUAUUGAAUACCAAGAAUUACAUGGUCUGAUGAUGCUUGGUUGGAUCCACACACAUCCUUCUCAAACAUGUUUCAUGAGUUCAAUGGAUUUACACACACAUUCUUCUUAUCAAGUCAUUUCUCCCGAGGCAAUAGCCAUAGUGUGUUCACCAAAACAUAAUCCAAAUUUUGGAAUUUUUCGUCUUACAAAUCCACCAGGUUUGCAAACGGUGCUUCAAUGCACUGAAAGAGGAUUUCAUCCACAUAAUUCGGAUUCUAUUAUUGAAAAGGAAAUUUCAUUUCAAGGUCAUGUUGAGAUGAAGAAAAUGAAUUUGGAAAUGGUCGAUUUACGUUAA